Molecule: messenger RNA, 1905 nt
Organism: Lolium rigidum
Lineage: Eukaryota; Viridiplantae; Streptophyta; Magnoliopsida; Poales; Poaceae
Product: calcium-dependent protein kinase 2-like
Exons: 7
Coding region: 1-1560 (519 amino acids)
Biological process (GO): peptidyl-serine phosphorylation; intracellular signal transduction; protein autophosphorylation
Cellular component (GO): nucleus; cytoplasm
Molecular function (GO): calcium-dependent protein serine/threonine kinase activity; calmodulin binding; calcium ion binding
Source: RefSeq, a predicted model, not a curated record
AUGGGUAACUGCUGCCCGGGUUCUGGGGAUGCGGAGCCCGCCGCCGCCGCCUCCGCUUCCUCCGACCCAUCCACCCGCCGCUCCGGCGCGUCCAUCAAGGCCGGCGCGUCCCCCUCCUCGGCGCCCGCGCAGAACAAGCCGCCGGCCCCCCUCGGCCCCGUGCUCGGCCGCCCCAUGGAGGACGUGCGCAGCAUCUACACCAUCGGCAAGGAGCUCGGCCGCGGCCAGUUCGGCGUGACCAGCCUCUGCACGCACAAGGCCACGGGCGAGAAGUUCGCGUGCAAGACCAUCGCCAAGCGGAAGCUGUCCACCAAGGAGGACGUGGAGGACGUGCGGCGCGAGGUGCAGAUCAUGUACCACCUUGCCGGCCAGCCCAACGUGGUGGAGCUCAAGGGCGCCUACGAGGACAAGCAGUCGGUGCACCUCGUCAUGGAGCUCUGCGCCGGCGGGGAGCUCUUCGACCGGAUCAUCGGCAAGGGCAAGUACACGGAGCGCGCCGCCGCAUCGCUGCUCCGCACCAUCGUCGAGAUCAUCCACACCUGCCACUCCCUCGGCGUCAUCCACCGCGACCUCAAGCCCGAGAACUUCCUCCUCCUCAGCAAGGAAGAGGACGCCACGCUCAAGGCCACCGACUUCGGGCUCUCCGUCUUCUUCAAGCAAGGGGAGGUGUUCAAGGACAUCGUUGGCAGCGCCUACUACAUCGCGCCGGAGGUACUGAAGCGGAGCUACGGGCCCGAGGCGGACAUCUGGAGCGUCGGAGUCAUCCUGUACAUCCUUCUCUGCGGUGUUCCUCCCUUCUGGGCAGAAUCGGAGCACGGCAUCUUCAAUUCCAUCCUGCGGGGGCAGGUGGACUUCACCAGCGACCCGUGGCCGCGCAUCUCGUCCGGCGCCAAGGACCUCGUCAGGAAGAUGCUCAACUCUGACCCCAAGAAGAGAAUUUCUGCCUACGAUGUCCUCAACCAUCCUUGGAUCAAGGAAGACGGCGAGGCGCCCGACACACCACUGGACAACGCCGUCAUGAACAGGCUCAAGCAGUUCAGGGCUAUGAACCAGUUCAAGAAAGCAGCGCUAAGGGUCAUCGCCGGAUGCCUGUCAGAGGAAGAGAUAAGAGGGCUGAAGGAGAUGUUCAAGAGCAUGGACGCCGACAACAGCGGGACGAUCACCGUGGACGAACUCCGGCGAGGUCUGUCCAAAGAGGGGACCAAGCUCACGGAGGCCGAAGUGGAGCAGCUCAUGGAAGCCGCCGACGCGGACGGGAACGGCACGAUCGACUACGAGGAGUUCAUCACGGCGACGAUGCACAUGAACAGGAUGGACAGGGAAGAGCACCUCUACACCGCGUUCCAGUACUUCGACAAGGACAACAGCGGCUGCAUUUCCAAGGAGGAGCUCGAGCAGGCGCUGAGGGAGAAGGGACUCCUGGAUGGCAGAGACAUCAAGGACAUCAUAGCCGAGGUCGACGCCGACAACGACGGAAGGAUCGACUACAGCGAGUUCGCGGCGAUGAUGAGGAAAGGGAACCCGGAGAUCCCCAAGAAGCGACGCGACGUCGUGCUAUAGGAGAGGAGAGCGAUCGAUGGAUCCAGGAGCCAUCGAGCGAGCACUCGGCAUCUGGUCCCUAUCUACCGAUCGACCGUCGUAUCGAGCAAUGCCACGACGCAGGUGGCGUAGGUGCCCGCAGACGGCGGGGAAGAAGCAGCUAGCCUCGCUUAUGUGACGUGCGACAGACGGUGGGUGUGGUCAGUGUGAUGCGUUUCCUUCUGUGUGCUCACCCCGGCUAGCUCGUGUUAGAACUGUUCGUAUGUGCUUGUCGAUUUGUUAACGGUUCUUGGGUGUUAGUGACCGCCUCUCGACUUACGACGACGAUCAUAACAAGUGUAUACUUUCCAGAUGUAAGAGAAGGGA